Messenger RNA from Cavia porcellus (domestic guinea pig), 1656 nucleotides. It is a transcript of the gene Slc48a1, whose product is annotated as solute carrier family 48 member 1. Gene Ontology annotation, cellular component: lysosomal membrane; plasma membrane. The record is from RefSeq and is a predicted model, not a curated record. Gene Ontology annotation, molecular function: heme transmembrane transporter activity; heme binding. The transcript has 5 exons. Bases 293 to 652 code for a protein of 119 amino acids. NCBI's taxonomy places the organism in Eukaryota, Metazoa, Chordata, Mammalia, Rodentia, Caviidae. Gene Ontology annotation, biological process: heme transport.
CACCUGUGACUCUCGGCUACGCUCGCCCUCUACCCGCCCGGCGCCGCCGCGGCCCCAUGGCCCCGUCACGGCUGCAGCUCGGCCUCCGCGCCGCCUACUCCGGCGUCAGCUCCGUGGCCGGCUUCUCCAUCUUCCUCGUCUGGACCGUGGUCUACCGACAGCCGGGCACUGCGGCCAUGGGGGGGCUCGCAGGCUUCCCCUGGACUCUGACCCAGAUCAGCUGUGGAUCUGCCUUCUGCGAGAGGCACUGGUUUGAUCUUUGACAGCUAGAGCUGGCUCUCAGAACCUUUGAAUGGGGAGGAUCUUGGGGCUUAUCUGCUCAGUGCCUUGGUGGUGUGAGAAGAGAGGUGUGCUGGCGCUGUGGGCCCUGGUGACGCACGUGAUGUACAUGCAGGAUUACUGGAGGACUUGGCUCAAGGGGCUGCGUGGCUUCUUCUUCGUGGGCGUGCUCUUCUCAGCUAUCUCUGUUGCUGCCUUCUGCACCUUCCUCACGUUGGCCAUCACCCAGCACCAGAGUUUCACAGACCCCACCAGCUACUACCUUUCCUGUGUCUGGAGCUUCAUUUCCUUCAAGUGGGCCUUCCUGCUCAGCCUGUAUGCCCACCGCUACCGGGCCGAUUUUGCUGACAUCAGUAUCCUGAGUGACUUCUGACCCAGGGAGCAAGGUCACUGUGACCUGGGGGCCCUACGGACCUGAACUCAGCCUCUGAGACCUGGGGCAGCCCUGUCUGCAGCCCCUGGGGACAGCAGAACUGUGGCAGAAGAUACACAGCAGGAUCAGCGUGGCUUCCCAGGAAUCUCGUUGGUCCCCUAUGGGGUGCAGUGGAAAGGUGUCCUUCUGUGUUGCCCACUGGCCUGGCUGAAGGGCAGCUUCAGCCCUUUCCAAAUGGAUCUAUUUUCUUAGCACUCAGUGGAAUCUUUGUAAGUAGGGCUUGGUCAACAAAAUCACAGGGUUCAGGGGUCGGACUGCAAGUCCUCGACCUGUGCUAGAGCAGGUGGUUUGCUCCCUGCUGGCCCAGGCCCUUGCUGAGGCUGGGAGCCCAGGUCCACUGAUAAACCUGUUAAGAGACCCCCUGGUCCCAGGCCCCAGCAUCCCCAACCUGUUAUCUCUGGGGGGAUGGUCAGGUGGUGGAUGGCAUCAGUCUGAAGGAGAUGACAUUCCUUAAGGCCUGGGGGUUGAGUCGAGAGUUCAGUGCCCCUGUCCCCACUCUUCCACCAGAGCUGGUCUCCCUUGAGUGUGUGCUCUGGCCAGCGGCCAUUCCUGUCACAUAUGUCUACACAGCCUAGAGCACUAGGCUGAGGGCACUAAGGGCUCUGUGCAUCUGCCCCCAGGAGCCCUAUGGGCACUCCUUCGCUGCCAGCCCUGUGCCUCCUCACUGCCCCAGGCACCAGUCAUCCCACUCCCCCCCUACUGACUGCCCUCUGACCGAGCUGCCCUCUCCUAACGGCCCCUUAUGAGGGACUGCUUUUCUGCCCAUGCACUGGCUCACCAGCUUGCCCCCCUUGGAGGAAGGGCUCCAUAUAUGUGGAUCUUCCAUAUUAGGUUGCCAUUCUGCACGUCCACUCCUUUUCCAUCUGAUGUGUCCUGCUCCCGGUUCUUUUCCUUACCCAUGUCACUGUCACUUCAGCAGAAAUACAGCAGUCAUUUGUAUCUGA